This is a messenger RNA of Calliphora vicina (urban bluebottle blowfly), 1182 nucleotides long. RefSeq names its product Gustatory receptor 58c (gene Gr58c). Gene Ontology annotation, cellular component: dendrite; axon; neuronal cell body. The coding region runs from base 1 to 1182 and encodes 393 amino acids. Lineage: Eukaryota; Metazoa; Arthropoda; Insecta; Diptera; Calliphoridae. Gene Ontology annotation, biological process: male courtship behavior; sensory perception of taste; chemosensory behavior. Gene Ontology annotation, molecular function: sweet taste receptor activity. The transcript has 2 exons. The record is from RefSeq and is a predicted model, not a curated record.
AUGUCGCAAACGUUGACGUUAACACAAAGUCGUGGCCUUAAGUACUUUUUCUUUGCCGCCAUAUUUGUCUCACGGCUCGUGGGUGUCAUCAAUUAUUCGUACGAUUUGAAGCGCAAAAAAUUUGUGCUGCCCUCAAAAUCUCAACAUUUUUAUUGCGCCGCCUUACACAUCAUCUAUGUCUUGAUAUUGCCCUGGGCAUUAAUGUCAUCGUAUGUUAGAGAGGCCGCCUUUGAGCAGAAACCAUUUUAUAUAUUGCUGAAUGUGGCCAUAACAGUUUUGCGUUUGCCAGCCUUAUUUUUAACCCUAUUGGGCACUUGGCUGGCUAGGAAGAACAUGUUAAAUGUUAUUUACCGUUUUGAGGCUUUGCGUUUACAUUACUUUCAGCUGUUAAGUGAAGCGAAACGUCGCGAUAUAUUGCAGCACAAUGACAUUUUAAUCUAUUUGAAGCUAUUUUCUUCGGCCAGUUUAAUUUUCACAUUUUUUAUGCGCAUUUUUAUAUUUAUUGAGAAACCCUCCAAGGAGUUUGUGUUUUACACUGUGUACUUUGGAAUUUUGGAGACUUUGAGUAUUUUUAAAAUGAAUUUCUUUUAUUGCUGCAUGUGUUAUGCCAACUGUGUGAUACGCUAUGUGCGCGAUGAGCUGUUUGAAGAGCGUCAUAAAAUACAGGUGCUGAGAGUGCAGGAACUAUUGCGAAUUUAUAGGGAAGUCAGAAGUUUGGUUAAGGAGAUACGUAAUAUAUUUCAAUGGGAAAUAUUAAGCAUUACUUUGGCUGCUAUGGUGGCCUUGAUUGCCUUAUUAUUUAGCUUCAUCAUCAGGUGGCAGAAUUUUGAGAAUGACGAGGAUGGUGAGAUUUUGUGUACUCUGGUCUUAUUGUUUGGUUUGAAUGCUGCCUUUGUGAACAUUUUGGAUAUUCUGCUAAUUGCGUUUGUAUGCUGCAACACAAUUAAGUGCACUAGACGUAUAAGAGAUGUCCUGCUAAUGAUAAAUAUAGAAAUGGAAUUGCCACAUCAGGAAGAGUUGCAAAAAGAGCUAAACUUAUUGGCCCUACAAUUUUCCACCAAUCUGCCGUAUGUCAAUGUUUGUGGCCUCUUCAAUUUGACAUCGGCUAUGACGUUUAGGAUUUUGAAGGGAACAUUAACAUAUUUAAUACUUUUAGUGCAAUUUGAUUAUAAAAAUUGGUGA